This is a messenger RNA of Homarus americanus (American lobster), 1407 nucleotides long. RefSeq names its product PDZ domain-containing protein 11-like. Lineage: Eukaryota; Metazoa; Arthropoda; Malacostraca; Decapoda; Nephropidae. The transcript has 4 exons. Bases 263 to 700 code for a protein of 145 amino acids. Gene Ontology annotation, molecular function: protein binding. Gene Ontology annotation, cellular component: basolateral plasma membrane; cell-cell junction; synapse. The record is from RefSeq and is a predicted model, not a curated record. Gene Ontology annotation, biological process: maintenance of epithelial cell apical/basal polarity; protein localization to basolateral plasma membrane; neurotransmitter secretion.
CUGUGGCUUCAGACUUCAGAGAUUCAGAUUCGGUGACCGCGCGUUACAAUGAAUUUAUUAUUACUAGUAUUCGACAGUAGUUUCGCUAAUCUUUCUUUUAUCGCUGCGUAAAAUUUAAGUCUUUAAUUCAUAUAAGUUUCAUCUUUGAUGGUGAGGUAAAUUGUGUAACAAUAAAUCAACAUUUAAGAAGGAGCAACGAUUAAUAGUAGUGAACCCACAGCAAGGUAAACAGAUCAUGUACAACUUGUGAAUCCUGGAAGAUAUGGAGCCGUCAUCAAUGGUUGAACUUCCUGCUUAUGAGUAUGCACCUCGAUGGGUGCCACUGGCAGAGCGCUGUCAUCAUCCUGACUAUAACAAUGAUCUGCAGUUGUUCCUGAUGCGGACAGUCACUCUUAUUCGAGAAAAAGUAUCUGAUGCUUUGGGGUUCAACAUUCGUGGAGGAAAGGAACAUUUCUGUGGCAUAUUUCUUUCCAAAGUGAUGCCUAACACAGAAGCUGAACGGCUUGGAUUGCAGGAAGCUGAUCAGAUUGUUUCUGUCAAUGAAACUAAUUUUGAGGACAUUGAACAUGCCAAGGCUGUGAAGAUCCUAAAAUCCAACACCGAGAUAGUGAUGCAACUGCGAUACUUCCCUUACGGCUACAGAAAAACAUACGAGAAAGUGCAGAAUUCCAACACAGGUAUAGGAGCAGCAUCCAGCUAAUGUUGGUGAACCUAAGAAAUUUUAACAUAUUGUAUUAGUGAUGUGGUUGAGUAAAAAAAAAAAAAAAAAAACUCUUUACUUAUAGUUUGUAGUUCUUAGCAAAGUAAAAAUUAUGAAAUAUAUUUGUAUAUUCUCUUGGAAAAUCAUCAAUUUGAAAUGGGAUAAUGUUCUACAAGUUGCUUUCGGGUCUCAGCCUAAAGAAUGGAGUAGGCUUUUGCAACACUGUACAGGGUUGAUUCUUUGGGGUUUAUAUAAACUUACUUAGACAACCCUCAUUGAUAGCCAGGAUUGAUAGCAUUUCUCUCUGCCUAAAUCAAUCAUUCCCUUUCCCCAUCACACACUUCAUGAGGUACACUACAGCUCAUUGAAGUACGAUGCCUAAAUCAGUAAGCAAUAUGCCAAGGCAUAGCCAAUCAUUUUCAAGAUAUAAAGGUAAAUCUUCAUUUUCUAGUUCUUGACUGACAACUCUAGAAGCUUGCAACACCAGCUCACCCCAGAUUUGCUUGUACCCUACUAGUAUUUGCCCCCUUUUAGACACUUAUCAAAGAAAAUUCCAGUAAAUCUAGCAAUUCUGAGGAAAUAAUCCCUUCAGCACAUACUAAAACCAUAUGUAUUUGUAUCCAAAUAACUUCUGGGUACUAAUUUUCAAUUGCUCUUCCUAUAUUGUAAAUGCUACUUCUGCAAAACAGUAACUUAGAAUUUGUAAA